AGUUAGUUGUAGGUCUUAAAUCAUCUUAAACAGGUCUUAAUUUUCCUUUGUCCAAGUAUAUACCCAGUCACCAAUAAUCCAUCUUAAAACUAAACAUGUGUUUUUAUUGCGCAGAGAUACAAAUCACAGCUGUUAGACAUGUUUACAGCUAAUUCUCUUAAUUAAAUUAAGCAGAGAACGAAAACUAAAGCAUCACAUCCCUUUACAUGAUCUUCUGUAAUACAAAAACUGUUUGAAGUAACUGGGCCAUUACAAAAAAAAUCCUUAGUGUUUAGCCCUGUUUAAGUCUAAAAUUUCGUUCAUAAUGUUCAUAAAAGGGUCUCAAAAAGUCUUAAAUUUGACAAAGAAAACCCUGGAAUAAUAAUCCACCUCACAUUGGACAAGCUACAACUUUAAAUGUUUUUAAAACCUUCUGAAAUCCCAUCAUCUUUCUUUAGCUUUUGAGGUUUCUGAAUGUUAUGGGCUUUGUUUUUAGUGCUCUAGUUGUUUAUGCAAUGUGUGACUUGUCAUUUUAACUAAUGUCGAUUGUGUUUGGGCCGUUUGUACUAUAAAAAUAAACUACUAACGUCACUACUACUGUAGUUUGCCAUUCGACAGCAUAAAGUGCAUUUCAAUGCUGGCAUGAUUUAUUAACGUUGAGUGCUGUGGGCUCACUGCAAACUGACUGAACAGUCUUUACUUCAGCCGGACAGUUUCAGUUGUUUUCACCUGUUGAGUGUAUAUGACGGGCCAAAUUAAAUUAGAAACGAAGCGUCGAUCUCUUUGUAAAAUAAAAUCUCACAUUCGUUCAUUUGCUGGCUAUAUUUCAUUCAUUUAUUCUUUGCUAUGGCUCUUUUGCUGGACCAGCAGUUUGCGCCGCUGUCUGACACCAAAGAAAUCGCCACAAAGACAUUUCUAGAGUCAGUUUCUCACCUGCCGCCUUUUUUCGAUUGCCUUGGUUCCAAGGUCUUUGCUCCAAUUAAGUCGGACAUUAAUGGAAACAUCACUAAAAUAAAGGCCGUCUAUGACUCUGAUCCGGUGAAGUAUGAGACUCUUCAGCAGAUACUGAUCAUUGAGAAAAGCAGCUAUGGCUCAGAGUGGCCUAAAGUUGGAGCCACACUGGCGCUUAUGUGGUUAAAGAGAGGCCUGCGCUUCAUUCAGAUUUUACUGCAGAGUCUUGCCGAUGGAGAGAGAGAUGAGGACAAUCCCAAUCUCAUUCGCGUCAACAUCACCAAAGCUUAUGAUCAAGCACUGAAGAGAUACCACGGCUGGAUAGUCCAGAAAGUUUUCAAGGCUGCAUUAUUUGCUGCACCGUGCCGGUCAGAUUUUCUUAAAGCUUUGUCCAAGGAUCAAGAAGUUGCGGAGGAGGAUUGCUUGGCGAAAGUUCGCCUGUUCUUGAUAAACUUCACCGCAACUGUAGAUGCUAUUUAUGAAAUGUAUUCCACAAUGAAUGCUGAACUGGACUACUUGGUUUGAAACUCUAACAGAUGUCAGUUUAGAUGUAGAGUUAUGUUUGUUUGUACAGUAGCUAUGUUUCCAGCUGCCUAUUUUUAAUGCUCAUUUUUGAAUGUCGUUUUGACAAAUAAUGCUUAAUUGAAAUGCCAAAAUGUGCAUUAAAAAUAAACUUUUUUUAUCCGAUGAGAAAAAAAUGCAAAUGCAAACACAUUUAAUGAAUAAAUUUCAGCAUGUACAUUAAAAGUAUGUGAUUUUGUUUAAACUACUGUAACUGAUGAUAAAAAUGGGCUUAAUAGGAGUGUAUUAAUAGACCAACCAGCAAAGUGAGAACAAUGUAAAACAUCUGAUUGUUUUAUUCAUUCUAAAAUCCCUCCUUUGUUUAAAGUGGUUCAGUAUUAUUAUCUCUCAGAACUUAAGUCUUGAGCGUCUCACACCUCCAAAAGCCAUUGCCCAUUUAGUGCAUUUCUUCUUCUGAGGCAAAUGUAAUUUAUUAUUUUACAAAAAUGCUCACAGCGUCUUCUCCUACCGCAACAAACUCUCUUUUCGUUUUUGAUCUUUGGCGUCAGGUUAUCAGAAAGUGAUGAUUUUGUUCUCUUUGACUCAUUGGAUGGAAACUGUGCUUCAUCCGCAAAUGUUUUAUGCAAUAUUUCAGUGUUGCACAUAAGUCUAAUUCGCAUCUUUGGAUGGAAACAAAGCUAGUGAGAUGUGUA
Messenger RNA from Danio rerio (zebrafish), 2144 nucleotides. The record is from RefSeq and is a predicted model, not a curated record. Lineage: Eukaryota; Metazoa; Chordata; Actinopteri; Cypriniformes; Danionidae.